AAAGUGAGUUAGGUGGCUGUCCUUCCUCGCGCGGUUGUACUAGUUUUCGGUUGUUUUGCUAGCCUUUAGCCGGCUAACGGCAUGGAUAACACGCAGGAAAAUGAAAUUGAGCUCCACGGAGAUGAAGAAAUUAUCGAAGUCAUCGAUCUAAACGAGGCGGAGCCUUGUCCAGAUGACUUGGCUGAUGACUUGGAGGAUGUUGACUUCGAAGAUGCCGCAAAUGCAGGUGAUGACGAAGGCUGGGAGACCGAGGAUGAGAUGGAAGCGGAGGCAGAGCAGGAUGACAGCGAGCUCACCUUCUCCAAACACACUGGCUCAGUAUUUUGCGUGAGUCUGGAUCCUGCGACCAACAGCAUGGCUGUGACCGGAGGAGAGGAUGAUAAGGCUUUUGUGUGGAGGGUGAGCGAUGGAGAAGUUCUGUUGGAGUGCACAGGUCACAAAGACUCUGUGACGUGCGCUAUGUUCAGUCACGACUCCUCCAUGGUGGCUUCGGGUGACAUGAGCGGCAUGAUUAAAGUGUGGAAAGUAGAAACCAAAGAGGAGAUCUGGUCGUUCGAAGUGGGAGAUCUGGAGUGGUUAGAGUGGCAUCCCUGCGCUCCGGUGCUGCUGGCGGGAGCACACGACGGCAACGUGUGGAUGUGGAAGAUCCCUUCAGGAGACUGUAAAACCUUCCAGAGUUCUGCAUGCCAGGCCACCAGCGGCAAAGUCCUCCCUGAUGGUAAACGUGCUGUGGUGGGCUAUGAGGAUGGGACAGUGCGUGUGUGGGAUCUGAAGCAGGGAAACGCCAUACACGUCAUCAAAGGUCAGGACGGACACCAGGGGGCACUGACCUGCCUGGCAUGUAACAAGGACGGCUCUCUGGUGCUGACCGGUUCGGUGGACGGUUGUGCCAAACUCAUCAACACCAUCACAGGCAAGGUGGUGGGAGCGUACUCUGUGGAGGGGGUCAAAGCCAAAGGGUCAACAGACGAGGAAGAAUCCAAUUCUGUUGAAUCUGUGGGAUUCUGCAACAUUCUGCCUCUCGUGGCCGUGGCGUACCUGGACGGGGCUCUGGCUAUAUAUGACCUGUCGACACAUGUCCUGAGGCACAGGUGCCAACAUGAGGCCGGCAUCGUGCACCUGCAGUGGGAAGAGUCUUCUUCUGUGGUGUCCACUUGCUGCUUAGACGGAGCGCUGCGCUUAUGGGACGCUCGUUCUGGCAGCAUGGUGUCCGAGUACCGCGGCCACACUGCAGAGAUCCUCGACUUCACCCUCAACAGGGAAGCGUCUCUCGCCAUAACUGCCUCAGGAGACAACCAGUCAAAAGUCUUCUGCCUCCAAAGACCCGAUCGGUAAAGAGAGCGUGAAGACAAAAGAUGUGAGGAAGAGAAGAAAUAUUUCAGGAAAAAUCGCAGAGACAUUUCACGAUCAGACUUUUUGUUCUCUAAUAUCAGAGAACACGUUUCCCGUCUCCUCAGGAUUUUAAAAUGUGUGGUUUUACCAUAUUAUCUGACCUGCUAUUGUAGCUUUCAAAAGAUAAUCCUUUCAGUUUUCUUCAGUACUUCAGUCGUUUAAGUGGCUGAUGUUUAGGAUAUUUCAAACGCAUCUGAAAUGACUGCCCAAAAAAAGGAGUUUUUGAUCUUGUCGACGGGAGUUUCAAUUUGUUUAAAACAAGCUGUUUGUCGUUACUUUCUUAAGUAUGCUCUUGUUCAGGAAUCAGUGAGACUAAACAGGAAAAGAGUCCAAGAGUGAUAGAUUACAGCGUCCUCUGCCUUUGACUUCUCUUUUUAAGUUGUUACCAAAAUGUUUUUAAAUAUAAAACACAACACACAAGAGGAAUUCUCUUUGAUCUAAGUUAUAAUUUCUUCCAUAAUUGGUGUUUUUUUGUUUUCUUAAACAGCUGGACAGAAUUUCUUAAAGUCCUAAUUUACCCCUUGAGGGUGUGUGUUGUCUUCCAGACACGUUUUUCUUUCAGCCAAGUUUCUGAUGUAAACACCAGUGUAAAUACAAAAUAAUAACUAAUAUACUUUCUUCUGGGUAACUAUGAAAGUUUAUUUUUCAGCCAAGGACUGUGUCAUUUGUGACUAAUGUCCGCCCUUCACCUCUUAAAACACUUAAACCUUGUCUGCAAUAAUAGUUUAUACUUGCAUCUAUUUUUGUCUGUGUCAGUUUAGAGAAGAACUUCAGUGCUCAUUUUGGGGGGUAAAAUGACAUGUUGAGAAAAAUG
This is a messenger RNA of Plectropomus leopardus (leopard coralgrouper), 2206 nucleotides long. It is a transcript of the gene aamp, whose product is annotated as angio associated migratory cell protein. NCBI's taxonomy places the organism in Eukaryota, Metazoa, Chordata, Actinopteri, Perciformes, Serranidae. Gene Ontology annotation, cellular component: cytosol. Gene Ontology annotation, molecular function: protein binding. The record is from RefSeq and is a predicted model, not a curated record.